This is a messenger RNA of Acinonyx jubatus (cheetah), 2951 nucleotides long. RefSeq names its product TRAF interacting protein (gene TRAIP). Lineage: Eukaryota; Metazoa; Chordata; Mammalia; Carnivora; Felidae. The transcript is spliced from 15 exons. Bases 1076 to 2485 code for a protein of 469 amino acids. The record is from RefSeq and is a predicted model, not a curated record.
UAUGCUACCCUUUGUGUUGAUUCCUCCUCCCUGUGAACAACACCUGUGCUUUCCACAUAGGCUCAAAGAACUUCACUCUGGGUCUACUUCAGGUGGAAAAAUAAGCUUUAUAUCAUGGGGCUUUACAGAAGGUUUCUUCUGGGGAGAGGCUAUUAACACUGCUAAAAAAGAGUUAAGCAUGAGAACUCAUAGGAAGAAUUGUUCCAGCCCUGACUUGCCCAGGUGAAUUCACCAGGGAUGCUGCUCUUACUCAGGGAGGACUCCAAAGAUAACUUCUCUGAUGUGGAAAUCAGAAAAAGGGUUUGUUAGUCACUGUUCUGUGAAGCAUCUGGGCUUCUAAAAUUCCAACCCUAGUACAGUUCGGAGGCAUGCUGAUCCUCUUGGGAGCUAAGAGCUAAAGUCAGGGUACAGGCCUUGCCACCUCCAAACUGAGGGAUCAUCAUGACUUGCUUGAAUAAAGCCAAGAGUGAGCUUAGGGUGUCCUGAGUGGUUAGACCUGUGUCCAUCUUUCUAAAAUCACUCAGAGCUGAGGACUGAGAGGGCGGGAACUACGGGCUUCCGGUGUACGGCUGAGCACUGCCCAGAGCCCAGGGGACUGAUCUCCAUCGUCCCAUUCCCCUACAGCUUCGGUCUUGUCCACACUCCCGAAAUGCAGAGAAGGCUGCCCUGAGAGAAUAGCGCCGUGCCCGGCGUUCCUGGCACCAGAUCUGGCUUAGGAGCAUAAUGCCGUGUCUUCCUCCAGAAAGGGGAACGGCUGGCGGCGUGGCUGCUGCCGCUACCUGCCAAAUCCUUAAGGGAACCACUAGAUAGUUACCGCUGACAGACCCAGGUUCGCGCUCAGCCCCAGGAUUCUCUACGGCCGUUAAGCCCUGCCCCCUAUGGUUCGUCCAAUCGGGACCCAGCCUUCAGGCUCCGCCUCUACGUUGCUGCCACCACUUCCGGUCCACUCCCGGAAGUCCCGCAGUGGAGCCAAAUUUGAAGCCUGCGGAGAGGCGGGGACGGGGGUGGGGCGCGGUCGCAAAGCUGGACCCGUCGAGGUUUCCUUGGCUGCCUGACCCCCUUAGGACCAAUCAUCAUGCCUAUCCGUGCGCUGUGCACCAUCUGCUCCGACUUCUUCGACCAUUCCCGAGAUGUGGCCGCCAUCCACUGCGGCCAUACCUUCCACCUACAGUGCCUAAUUCAGUGGUUUGAGACAGCACCAAGUCGGACCUGCCCACAGUGCCGAAUCCAGGUUGGCAAAAGAACCAUUAUCAAUAAGCUCUUCUUUGACCUUGCCCAAGAGGAGGAGAGUGUCUUAGAUGCAGAAUUCUUAAAGAAUGAACUGGAUAAUAUCAGAGCCCAGCUUUCCCAGAAAGAGAAGGAGAAAAGGGAUAGCCAGGUCAUCAUCGACACUCUGCGGGACACUUUGGAAGAGCGCAACGCCACUGUGGAAUCUCUGCAAAAGGCUUUAGACAAGGCUGAAAUGCUAUGCUCCACCCUCAAGAAACAGAUGAAGUACUUGGAGCAGCAGCAGGAUGAAACCAAGCAAGCACAGGAGGAGGCCCGCCGGCUCAGGACCAAGAUGAAGACCAUGGAGAGGAUUGAGCUCCUACUCCAGAGCCAGCGGCCCGAGGUGGAGGAGAUGAUCCGAGACAUGGGUGUGGGACAGUCAGCGGUGGAGCAGCUGGCUGUGUACUGCGUGUCCCUCAAGAAAGAGUAUGAGAAUCUAAAAGAGGCACGGAAGGCCUCAGGGGAGCUGGCUGACAAACUGAAGAAGGACUUAUUUUCUUCCAAAAGCAAGUUGCAGACAGUCUACUCUGAACUAGACCAGACAAGGUUGGAGCUGAGGUCAGUGCAGAAGGACUUACAGAGUGCUGACAAGGAAAUCACAAGCCUGAAAAAAAAGCUAACGAUGCUGCAGGAAACCCUGAACCUGCCACCAGUGGACAGUGAGACUGUGAACCGCCUGGUUUUAGAGAGCCCAGCCCCUUUGGAAAUGCUGAACCUGAAGCUUCGCCGACCAGCCUUCGGUGAUGAUAUUGACCUCAAUGCCACCUUUGAUGUGGACACCCCUCCAGCCCAGCCUGCCAGCAUCCAGCAGGGCCGUGCCAAGAAGCUCUGCCAAGAGAUAGCACACUCUCCUGUUCAGGACAUCCCCAACAAGAUGCCCAAUGACCCCAAGCAGGAGUCCCAGCUCUCGCUGGGCGGCCAGCGCUGUAUGGGAGAGCCAGAUGAGGAGCUGGCUAGUGCCUUUCCUGUCUUCAUCCGGAAUGCUGUCCUAGGCCAGAAACAGCCCAAGAGGGCCAAAGCAGAGCCCCGUCGCAGCACAGAUGCCAUAAGGACCGGCUUCGAUGGUCUUGGAGGUCGGACAAAAUUCAUCCAACCUACUGACACAACUAUGAUCCGCCCACUGCCUGUUAAGCCCAAGCCCAAGGCUAAGCAGAGAGUCAAGACAAGGACAGUGCUCCCUCCCUCCCAGGCCAAACUGGACACCUUCUUGUGGUAGUGAGAACAGUGAGUCUGAUCAGUGGCCAGAUAUACGCCUCCAACUUAUAGGCCUGGACUGGCUCAGCAGGAGGUUUUGGGGGCACGGCCCCUCCUCCGGGACCAGCCCUGAGGGCAAGGGUAGACGAAAAGAUGGGGAUGAGGGUGAGGCCCAGGAACUGUGCUUUUCCUGAACUUACCCUGCCCACCCCCACCAUACUGGGUCUACCGUACUGGGCCUACAUGUGGUUGCCGAUGUGAGACCAGCAGGACCUGCUGUCUGUUAAAGGCUCUUGUGUAUAGCCAGAUGUAGCCAGGCUGCUUCUGGUUCUCCAGGUCUUUUGUUGACUGUAUGGACCAAAGUGCUCAAGGCUUCUCAGGCAAUUUCAGCCUGCCCAUGCUUCUGCCAGCUUCUGACUUGCUGCUAGGCAUGGCCGGAGCCAAGCAGGGUGGGGAACGAGGGGAUGGUGGUGGGAGAGGAUAGGGGG